Plasmodium gonderi is the source of this 231-nucleotide messenger RNA. RefSeq lists its product as hypothetical. The transcript has 4 exons. The coding region runs from base 1 to 231 and encodes 76 amino acids. The record is from RefSeq and is a predicted model, not a curated record. NCBI's taxonomy places the organism in Eukaryota, Apicomplexa, Aconoidasida, Haemosporida, Plasmodiidae.
AUGAAGUUUUUUGUUGUUUUAAGUGCUUUUCUUAGCUUGUAUUUUGUCGAAGCACAGUCAGGUGUAGUGUACGAUGAGAAUCAGAAGAAUAUCCAAUUUCACGUCACAUUAUGGAUUACACUUACGUUGAUUAUGGCAUUUCUUAUUGGGGUUUAUGCAACCUUCCAAAUUAGCAACACAAAGGAUUCACUGUUAUAUUCAAAAAUUAACACAUCCAGCAACCAGAAAUGA